UUCAACUAGAAUAUAAUCUUCAUGGAUCCCCCAUACUGGAUUCAAAUUUGAAUGGAUCUUUGGAAUGUGGACAGGACUGGACAGAAAUUUGAUAUUUGACUGCCAAAAUAGAUUUUUCAUGGUGUAAUCAUCACUAGGCCUAACGUGCACAAAUCCUGGUGAAAUUACUUUCAGUGUAUUCUGAAGAGCUUGUGAUCGCAAAGGUGAGGCGAAUAACCAGAAGCGUGUCAGCAUUCAAAAGUUUGAAAAACCAAUCAUGGGGUCGAAAACGUCUAAGCAGGCUACCAGUUCAUCCACAGCAUCCACUUCCACGUCAACCCAAAACGCAUUCACGGCAAGCGGUGCUUUAACUACAUGUCCAUCGUCGCCCGUUUCCUCUUCAACUCCUGUUACUACAUCAUUGCAAUCAAGCUGCAUUUCUGCGCAAGCCCUUGCUCCUAUUGCUGUACCAUCAGCAACAACAUACCCAGCUGUUGCUGUAGCAUCAGCUGCAACAUCCGCCGCUGUUGCUGUAUCAGCAGCUGCAACCUCCGCCGCUGUUGCUAUAUCAUCCGUAGCAACAUCCGCUGUUGUUGCUGUGUCAGCAACAACAUCCACCGCUGUUACUCUAUCAUCAGCUGCAACAUCAACUUCUCUGGUUACUCCAGCAGUGACUACGACAAUACCAGUUCCAACAGCAGGUGUAACAGACAUCACAUGCGAGGACAUCAACGCGUUGAAGCUCUUCAUGGCUCUGCGCAGAGGCAGUCCCGUGUGCCAAGUAUUCGCUGCUGUUUUCGAAACUCUGUCUGGUCGCGGGAAAAAAACGCUCUACGAGUAUUGUUCUAAUUAUGCAUACACAAGCACUGAUUACUUUAAAUUGUUCAAUGAAAAUGAAAGAAAGAAGUUGGACCUGAACACUUUGGAGGAUUAUGACAUAACACUGUUGUUCAAGCUCCUCCGCAAAUGCUGUGGUUUGAAUGCCUCUUUCAAAUUUUGGGAGCAGCCUGGAGACUCAAUAGAAUACAAGCUCCAUCGCCUGACACAUCACCGCAAUUGCUUUGCUCAUGAAGUCGGGAAAUUAUCGAAGAUUGAAUUAGAAUCAAAACUGCAGGACAUCAGACAGCUUUCUGAUGAAGUCUGUGACUUGGCAGGAGUUGAUAUAGGCACCAAGAACAGGCUUCUGGCUGAGUUAGAUAACAUCGUCCUGGCGCAAAGUUUAAAGGCAGAACUUGCUGACGGUAUUGCUCAGAUGAAAGCAUUUAAAGAAGACGUUCAAGAUGGCAUCCUGGAGAACAGCUUAUCUGAGCUAAAAGAAAGAUACAGCGAAAUGAGAGUUAUAUCUCCCAUUACUUGGUUCGUCAAUGACGAGUUACAGAGCAUCACCAUCGACAAAGUGUUCACUAAACUCACUAUGAGUCACAGCAACACCAUCGUUGAUAUUGAAAAACUUCUCCAGUUGAGAGACCGGCAUGGAGCCGACUGUUCCACCGUAGUCAUCACCGGCAUUGCAGGUUCUGGAAAAACUUCGCUGUGCAGGUUCCUCAUUUACAGCUGGUCAGGACAAACCGGUGAGGUUGAGGAGCUGGACGACUGCAAACUGCUAAUUUUUAUUCAAUGCCGGUAUGUUAAGUCAAAUGGUUUCGCUGCAUUCAUAAAGGAGGAUCUACUCAAAGGCUCGUUUUAUUUGGUACCCGAGGUGGAAGUUAUCGAGAUGCUGCAGAGGUUUAAACCAUUGUUCGUCAUCGAUGGUUACGACGAAGCUGACAACGCAGUCCAAAAUCUAGUCCUCGAAAUACAUCAUAAAUUUCCUUCGAAUAAGAAACUCAUCACCUCAAGACCUCACAUUUAUGCAUAUUUGUCAGCCAAGCUUGUGCACAACCAUGCUUGUUCCAACCUAAUUAAUCUUAAAAUCAUGAGCUUUGAAACUGACUGCAUCGAUGAAUACUCUCGCAAACUAUUCUCUGUACUGAAAAACUCUUCCGGAGCAGACGACUUCCUCGAUUACAUAUUGCGACGGAACAAGUUGCAAUCUAUCAUUAACUUACCGCUGACUCUGGCUUUACUUAUUAUACUUUGGAUUGACGAUCAUUCCCAGGUUGACGAGGUAUCUACUGAGGGCCAAAUCCACGUCAAGAUCAUCGAGAUGAUGAAACGUCGCCUUACAAUGCGACUCUGUGAUAAUUCAUCUGUAGCCAGAUCAAACUCCAUGGAAUUAGAAAAAUACGUUAAUGUCUGGUUGCACCUUUUGGGGAAGAUUGCUCUCGAAGGCAUAACUAAGCGACAGCUAUUUUUGAACGAAAGCAGCAUGCACUUGCUUCAAACAAGGUUCGAAUCAACUUUACACAAGUUUGACGUCGAGGACGCCAUGUCUUCCAUCCUGCAGUGCGACACAAGCAUCACCCUCUCCAGCUGCGAGAAGAUUUGGUCCUUCAUCCACACCACGCAACAGGAAAUGAUGGCGGCUCUCUAUGUCGUCAAAGAAGUUGAAGAUGGUAGUACUUUCGCCAAAUGUAUUCCUGUGCUUCCAGGAUUUUGCCACGAACAAAUGAAAAACAUGAUACAAUUUUCGAUUGAAAUUUUGAAAAGCCGAGAUACGUUGACUGAAGAAAGCGCCGAAUUCAUCACUUCGAAAUUUCCUUUAAGCUCUAACGAAAAUAUUCUCUUCGUUGGUUCUAUUCUUAAAGUUGUCAAUAAUGAUGCCGUUUUUGUUAAAAUAUUAAAAAAUAGCUUGGAUACUAGUUCAAUGACUGCAGUUUUAUCUUUCGAAUGCAUGCAAAUCAUAGCCGACUUUAUGCAGCAGAAAAUUCUGGACACCCAACUUGAAGUAACUUUUAAUGCACCGGUAGACAGUUUCCAAGACGCCCUAAGAAAGCUCAAUGGUGUUGGAUGUUCGCCAACUUUGCUAAUCAUUAUUGAAUAUAAUAUUACCAACGACAUUAUUGAAUCUUUCAUCAAGUUUCUGGAAACUGAAAAGAAAGGCUUAAAAGCCAGCUUCAUCUUUAUCUUCGGAUUGGGUUUUAGUGCCGAAAUGAUAGAUGAACUGGUCAGAGUGUGGGAUUGGGAAGAACCACUGCAGUUCGGUGGUUUAGCUGACUCAGAUGCCACCCAUGCCCUUUUUUUAGUUCAGCGAGCCCUGAAAAUAGAAAAUAUCGAAAAAGUAACUUACUCGUCUCCUAAAAGUUCGAUACGGGAACCUGGCAAUGUCAUCGACAAUCUGAUGAAACGCGGGGUCAAAGUCGAAGAAGCGCCUUUCAUGAGCAGAUUUUUGAUAACUGUCCACAAAAAGCUGUGACUGAGCUCAAAUCGGCGCGUUUUUUCACAAACGCACACAGAAGCUUACAUUUAUUUACUAUUUAACAAGUUACUUUUAAAUAAACUAGUCUUUCGAAAGCAACAGGCUACUCUUACAAUGUACAUUAGCCUUCAUAACGACAUCUUCACAUCAUUCAACGGUCUUCUCUGCUUGAAUAAAAAGAACAAAAUUCGGUACUGUAGAACGCAAAUCAGAUAUAGCCGAACGGGAAACAAAAUUUUGAUUCUCAAGAGUCCUUCAUAUUAGCUGCCAUGCUUUCGCUCCUGCAAGUUUCCAGUACGUACAGAUUUAAGUUCAGCGAACCGUCGUUAAUGCGUUCUUUUCAACGCCUUCCUCGAACGUUAAAUCGGACUUGACCAGCUGUCUUUCCCAGCAAGCGUAUCAGGAUGUAACCAAUGUAGGUCGAGAUAUUAGAGAACUUGCCUGCCGCUAUUUGUCAAAUACCAGUGCCGCUGUCUACUAUUUCUUUAUUUAUUACUACUUUAUCGCCAAAAUAUACAAUUUUUAUUUUAAAAUAAGGUGUAGACAUAUAAGGAAAGAUAUAACUACUUGGCAGUAAGUAUUGUAAUUCAGCCUCCAAUAUAAAACUUUUAUUUUAAAAUAAGGUGUAGACAAAUAAGGCAUGAUAUAACUACUUGGCAGUAAGUACCAAUUGUAAUUUAGCCUCCAUAGAUCUCAACAGCAUGGAAAUCCGUCAGUUGUUCCCCUACUCACUCUUGUCCUAGUUUGUUAUCUUGCUUGGCGGUGGCGGCUACUGAGUGGCAAUAAAUCUAAAAAAAAAUUCUCGCGUUUACCUCUCAUAAACCCAAAGGAUUCUUUACACCGACUUGCUUGUUGCAUUGCUCGCUGUCAUUGUGCUUUAUGUCUAGCCUUGCGUGAGGUCUUCCACCUCAAGAUUAUUGUUGCUUUCUCCCGGCCACGCAUUCGUGAUCCAGUGUUCAUACGAGACGGCGUAAUAUUCAUUCCGUAAGGUACAGAGUCUGUAACUUGCGCUAUGCCAGAGCGUAUAAAUAAGAGCUCUUUCGUUUAUGUGUGUUAUUUCUGAAGUGAAAUGAAUAUAAUAUUGCUUGUAUAAAUUUUAUACCUUGAAGGUAGUGCAGCAAUGACAUUAAUUCAUUGUUACUUUUUAAAAUUACAUUCUAAAUGUGCGAUGAUUAUUCUAUCUAGUAUCUAGGAGGCAAUGUUGCAAUUUCUUUUAUUUGCUGAGCGGUCGGUAAAAUUUUUACGGCUGCUCUUGUGUUUUUAUGAAGGCUUGUAAGGCUUGGCUGAAGGCUUGUAAUGUCAGAAGCACCCCAGCCUGAUCUCUGUCAAGGGCUCCGGCGUUAGAAUACCGGCGUCUUGCCAUGCACCAGCACAGUCAGACCGCAAAGUUGCUCUUCUGUGAAUUGCCAAAUUUGGUGGAAUUGUAACAGUUUAUAGAUGGACGUGAAGGCAAGGCCUAUUGUCGUGUUGUUUGUUCACGUCAGUGUUGCGUUAUGUACGUUGGCUAUAAAUAGCGUGCUGAUGACAUCGUUUGAGCCCUGGCAUAGUAAUUGGUUUAAAAAAGCUAUUUA
Hyalella azteca is the source of this 4848-nucleotide messenger RNA. RefSeq lists its product as uncharacterized. The transcript has a single exon. Bases 257 to 3274 code for a protein of 1005 amino acids. The record is from RefSeq and is a predicted model, not a curated record. Lineage: Eukaryota; Metazoa; Arthropoda; Malacostraca; Amphipoda; Hyalellidae.